Messenger RNA from Kluyveromyces lactis, 1542 nucleotides. It is a transcript of the gene PSO2, whose product is annotated as DNA cross-link repair protein PSO2. The record is from RefSeq and is a predicted model, not a curated record. Bases 1 to 1542 code for a protein of 513 amino acids. Gene Ontology annotation, biological process: interstrand cross-link repair; double-strand break repair via nonhomologous end joining; protection from non-homologous end joining at telomere. NCBI's taxonomy places the organism in Eukaryota, Fungi, Ascomycota, Saccharomycetes, Saccharomycetales, Saccharomycetaceae. Gene Ontology annotation, molecular function: damaged DNA binding; 5'-3' DNA exonuclease activity. The transcript has a single exon.
AUGAAACGAGUUACGAAAAGAGUUCAAAGAACUCAGUCUCGUACUUUGUUCGAUUUGAAGUUCGUUCGUCUGAAAACGUCCGUUGCUACCAGUACCACAAGUAACGAAAUUAUAGACUUAACUCAGGAAGAUGAAUAUGAUGGUACUGAUACAGAUUAUGUUACUGCAGACUUCACCAGUUGUUUAGAAAGAGAGGCUAGCGUCGAUCCUGAAACUCCAGUUGCUGGGGGCAGUCAAGACGUUAAAAUUGAGGGAAAGAUAUCACAGGCACAAGAAGUUGAAGUUCAAGUCCAGGUUCACGGACAGGCCCAACCUAAAUCUGAGCCAGCUGUUGUAGAUAAAACUUCUCGGAAAAAGUCCAUGGCAUGGUUCAAAAAAUUAAGUUUCAGCGAUAUAACUGUUGUGGUUGAUUCUUUUAAUUGUGAUAAAGAACCAAAUAUCGAUUUAUAUUUUCUUUCCCACUUCCAUGCAGACCAUUAUGGUGGGUUGAAAAAGAGUUGGUCUCAUGGGACUACCAUCUACACUUCAGUUUACACUGCGAAUUUAGUCAAGUGGAAGUUCAAGGUUAACCAAUGCAAACUUAUUGGAUUGUCUUUGAAUGAGUGGCAUAGCGUCUCAAAUGAAGUGCGUGUCAUAUUGCUAGAUGCAAAUCACUGCCCAGGCUCAGUCAUAUUUUUAUUUCACGAUCUACGAAGAAACAGUUUUGUGUUACAUACGGGGGAUUUCAGAGCCAAUGAACGGAUCAUUACUGAAGUAAAUUCCCUUCUUCAAGGAAAUUCCUUGUCGCUUAUUUAUUUGGAUACGACUUACUUGAAUCCAUUCUUCAAGUUCCCCGCUUUACCUAAAGUAUGUGAGGUAACUGCUGAUUUCGCUUCGCUAUUAGCAGAAAAUGGGUUGAACACUUUCCUAAACCGUUCUGAUAGCCAAAGGUCAAUUUCUCAAUAUUUAGGAUUAUCUCAGACCAAACCAAUCCUUUUUGUUGUGCUAAGUUAUUCAAUCGGGAAGGAGCACUUGGCUAUUUCCAUUGCCAAGAAAUUAAAAACACAACUCUAUGUACCGCAUACAAAAUAUCAGCUGGUGAAACAAUACAUCUCAUGGUUUCCAGAGGGUCUACUCACCACUGACCAUAAGUCAUCCAAUGUUCACUUGGUUGCUAUGCACACAGAUUUGGAUAAAUAUCUUUCUCAGUUGUCCAAUAUGUUCGAUUCUAUAGUGGUAUUUCGACCCACUGGCUGGACUUUUUCAAACCAAUAUGAUAAGUCAUAUACACUUUGGGAUGAAUUUGAAAGGAAAAACUGGGUUAAGGACACAUUGUCGGGAGAGACACCAUUUGCCAUUGAUUAUUUCACCAAACAAAAACGUUCGCAGGGCAAAAUCUACCAUUUCAACGUCCCGUAUUCCGAACAUUCUUCAUUUAAGGACUUAUGUCUGUUUUCAACAAAACUUAAGUGGGAUAAGAUUAUUCCUACUGUGAACCUUUCUCAAUAUAGAGAAAUGGCACGAUGGUUCGAAAUAUGGAAAUCAUACAAAGGAUCUCAAUAA